This is a messenger RNA of Rhineura floridana, 3231 nucleotides long. RefSeq names its product forkhead box I3 (gene FOXI3). NCBI's taxonomy places the organism in Eukaryota, Metazoa, Chordata, Lepidosauria, Squamata, Rhineuridae. The transcript is spliced from 2 exons. The record is from RefSeq and is a predicted model, not a curated record. Gene Ontology annotation, biological process: cell differentiation; regulation of transcription by RNA polymerase II; anatomical structure morphogenesis. Gene Ontology annotation, molecular function: RNA polymerase II cis-regulatory region sequence-specific DNA binding; DNA-binding transcription factor activity, RNA polymerase II-specific. Bases 552 to 1814 code for a protein of 420 amino acids.
CGUUGGAAGCCUGAGAUAUGGUUAAACUGCAGUCCUCUUGGGAGUAAAUCCCAUAGAAAUCAGGACGAUUAACUUCCGAGCAAAGACGCAGGAUCUCGGGCCAAAAGACGCACCUGGGUUGGGAUCCCUCCAAUCCAUACUGGAAAAUCAGCUUUCCUUGAAAGUCCACUGUUUGUCCUACAAGAGCGGAAUGCCCUACAUUCCAGUCUUAUUCCCCACCCCCUUAUUUUGAAGCAAGCCCCGUCGAUUGACAGGCAGCUCUCAGAGAGGAGGGGUGGCACAGGCAGACGGACAAGAUCGCCUCUCUCGUGGCGCCUGUAUUGGGCGCUGCCUCCAGUUUUUCUCACGCCGUCCCUCGACUGGUUUCCAGCCCCUCCUUCUCCGUUUAGCCAGCCCUGGGCCCGGGGCAGGGAGGCUGGGCAAAGAUUUUAGGCGCUAUAAGGCUCCAGAGAAGGAGAGAGGCAGCCCCCGUCGCUCGGAAAGCCAAUUCUGGGCGGGGACUGGACACCUGCACUGCGUCCGCCUCGCCUUGCUGCCUCCCCGCCUGCGCUAUGAGCGCCAGCGAUCUACAGCGGCGGCAGCAGCAAGCACGACCCGCUCCCCGGUCGCCCCCGACGGCUGCCGGCAGCCCUUUGGCUCCUUGGUCGCGGAGCAGCCGCGGCAGCGCCCGAGAGUCGCCCGCCAUGGCCGUCUACUGCAGCGAGGCCUUCAGUGUUUACCCACAGACGGCCGCUGGAGCUGCGGGCCCGUCGGGGCAGAGACCAUCAGCCGCUGCCUACGCCCUGGGCGACUACGCGCCGCCGCCGGGCGCCGCUGGCUACCUCUGGGGGGUGAGCAGCGCCGGGCCCUACGUGCAAAGCGGCGGCGGCGGCGGGGCCCCCGGGGGCUCGGGUGCGCCUUUUCUGCCCUACGGCUGCCCGCCGCGGGGCGUCGGGGGCGCGCAACUCUUGAGCUCCUCCGGGGCCUCGUCUGGCUCCGGGGCCACUUCGGAGCUGGGCUGGCUGAGCCUGGCGAGCCAGGAGGAACUGCUGCGCCUGGUGCGCCCGCCUUACUCGUACUCGGCGCUCAUCGCCAUGGCCAUCCAGAGCGCGCCGGAGCGCAAACUGACGCUCAGCCACAUCUACCAGUACGUGGCCGAGAACUUUCCCUUCUACAAGCGCAGCAAGGCCGGCUGGCAGAACUCGAUCCGCCACAACCUCAGCCUCAACGACUGCUUCCGCAAGGUGCCCCGCGACGAGGACGACCCUGGAAAGGGAAACUACUGGACCUUGGACCCAAACUGUGAGAAAAUGUUUGACAAUGGGAAUUUCCGACGCAAGCGCAAGAGGCGCUCUGAUCCCAAUGCCUCUACAGUGGCAACCCCAGUUUCUGCCUUAGGGAUUCUGAAGACAGAAGAAGGCCACCCCAUCUCUUUAGUUCCAGGAAAGCCAUGUGGUGAAAGUCCCUCCUCUGAGCUGGAGCCGAUGGCCUCCAUCAGAGCCAAAAGCGCCUCUCCGCCUGUGAUCGUCUCGCCUACAGCUGGCUGCCUCAGCACCUUCUUCAGUGGCAUGAACUCACUAAGCAAUGGAGGCCGCCUACCAGGGAGCCUCAACAGCGAGCUGCAUCACAGAAACCUCCCUGCCGGGGCGCUAAGUGGCAGCAGCUUCACCCAGGAAGUUCCUCCCGCAGAGCAGCUGCAGCGAGUGUCAGGGCCUGCUGGCUCCUACUACAGCCCCUUCCAUCCUGGCAGUGGGGGCCAGUCAGGCCAGUACAACCACUUAUACAACUUCACAGUCAAUAGCCUCAUCUAUGCCCGGGAGGGCACUGAAGUGUAGGGCAUUGGGCAGGUUGCCUCGGUCACACGAGGGAACAAGGCGGUCAGUUUUUUUAUUCAGCCUCCAGGAAGACCAUGCCUUUCUUUUUGAAAACAAACUUCAUGCAGGAACACCUAUAAUGCCCAGGAACAAAAACAUUUGAAAGAUGAUUUUUUUUUGGAGGGGGGGGGGGUUGGUUGUACAGCACAAGCUGGACUUAAAAGUAUUUUUUUUCUCCCUUACAUUUUGGAAGCAUGCCACCAAGUUCUGCAGAUGAGGGUUUGGACUGAGUGACUGAAAAAGAGUUCAGUGUUGAAAUUAAAUCUAAAUUUUUUAAAAAAUAGCUAGAAAGAGAACCAAAUAUAGAAAUAGCCAGGGAAGUGCUGCUUAUUGUCUGGGUUUUUUUUGUUUGUCUUUUGAGCCUCUGUUUACAAGUGCUGUGGUGUAAAAGAGACAGAUGAAGAGAUUUUACGAAGUGCCUUGAACCAUGUGAAAAAAAAAUCUAGUUGCCUUUGCCAUUAAUGAUCUAUUUCAAGCUUCUCUUGGAUCCCAAAGCUGACCCAACAGGUGCUUGAUACUCAUCACACCCAUCCACCCACGCUCCAUUUCUACAGGCACCGAAUAUAGGUUUAUUGAGCCCCUGGUGGGCUGGCAAACAAGCCUUGCUUUUGAAUUUAUGAGUCACAAGUGUAGGCCUUUCCUAGACCAGAUAGUGUGGUGGUGCCAUGGUCUACCUGACAAAAGUGCUGUGCACUUCAUGCAAGCUUAGCAGCCUUACCACAUGCCGUAUUUUGGAGUCAAGACUACUAGCACAUUUCUGUGGAAUUAAGUUUCACUGAAAUCAGCGGGGCUGGAACUGGUAGAAAAGUCAUGCGGUAUGGUCCUCCUGAAACUGCUGCUGCAGAGAGCUUGGGGGGAGGGGCUCACAUCUGCAUCUCUACAAUGACAAAAGCUCUCUGCAUAUGGAAAACCAACAUGCUCCAGAGAAGGGUUCUGCUGUGCUUUUUCUACUGUGCAUGCAAGCAUGCAGUUCCACCCCUGCAUUCUGAAGUGGUUCCAGUAGGUCUAGAAGAGGUGUGUGGUGUGACUAUUGCCUUGAUCAUUUUUGCUGAGCCCCUGCUUCCAUGUUGUGUGUUAAGACUUGGGUGUCAGGAUCAGGGACUCAUUUUUCUGGAGCAAUCACACGGAUGUAAGCUUAGUACCAAAGACAUAAAGUGUUUAGCCUUCCACUUUUAUCAGAACAAAGACCUUGGGUAUGCAGAUGUAGUAAAUACAUGACUUUUUAUAUAUAUACUUAUUGUUUUGUAAUACACCACUCUGUAAAUUUAUUUUUACAUGAGUCUUUAUUUGUAAAUUAUGAUCCUGAAACUGUACUUAUUUAUGAUGCUUUGGGAAAAAAUUAUGUUUGUCUUUGGUAGUUUAUUAAGGAAGUCUAGAA